Wallemia mellicola CBS 633.66 is the source of this 3377-nucleotide messenger RNA. RefSeq lists its product as hypothetical. Gene Ontology annotation, biological process: nuclear-transcribed mRNA catabolic process, nonsense-mediated decay. The transcript has 6 exons. NCBI's taxonomy places the organism in Eukaryota, Fungi, Basidiomycota, Wallemiomycetes, Wallemiales, Wallemiaceae. The record is from RefSeq and is a predicted model, not a curated record. The coding region runs from base 416 to 3241 and encodes 941 amino acids. Gene Ontology annotation, cellular component: cytoplasm. Gene Ontology annotation, molecular function: hydrolase activity; DNA binding; zinc ion binding.
UAUACACCACAUCCAGCUUUAGGAUUCUUCUUCCCGUUGUCUGUACAUGCACCGUCGGUAUAUACAACCGCACUGUCAUCAUAAAUACCAGCGCGUGACAUAUUAUCAGUCAAUUUGCCCUUCUUAGUAGGAAUAUCAGGUCUAUCCUCAGCUUUACGCUUCAUCGUGUCUGAAGCCUUCUUCUUUGUAGAAUCUCGUGCUAUGAAAUUUAAAGCAUCGUCGUAGUUUUCAAAUCCUUUAAAUACCGCGCCAGGAAAUCCAGCAGUCUGUGAUUGACACUCUGGCCAGGAUUUGUAUAUACCGGGUUGCUUACCAUACUUUACUGCGUACCAAUUCUUUUUUGGCAUAGUUAACAAAUUCUUUAUCCUGCCAAACAAAACCGCAGACUUGCUCGUUUCUUAUAAACCACCAAGAUAUGGACUUUGAUCAUUUAGAAGUGCAGUCCAGCUACAGCUAUGACGAUUUGAAGGGCGAUCUACCUGAGCACGCGUGUAAUUAUUGUGGUAUUCACAAUCCAGCAUGUGUUGUGAAAUGUCAAAUAUGUCAGAAGUGGUUCUGUAAUGCUAGAGGUUCGACUUCCGGCUCACAUAUCGUCAACCACUUAGUUAGAAGUAAACAUAAGCAGGUUAUUUUACAUCAAGAAUCUCCACUUGGAGAAACUCAGCCUGAGUGUUACAACUGUGGUUCAAAGAAUGUCUUUAUGUUAGGUUUCAUUCCAGCCAAAUCUGACACCGUCGUCGUACUCCUAUGUAGACAGCCAUGUGCAGCUAUGACAGGUACACGUGAUAUUGUUUGGGACACCUCACAAUGGGCUCCCCUUAUAGAAGAUCGCAGCUUCCUCACUUGGUUGGUCAAAGUACCGUCAGAGACUGAACAACUCCGCGCAAGACAAAUUUCGUACAAUCAGAUCAAUAGACUCGAGGAACUUUGGAAGGAUGACCGCGCCGCUACCCUCGAAGACCUCGAUAGACCCGGCGUCGACGAAGAACCACAGCCGAUUCUCUUACGUUACGAGGAUGCCUAUCAAUACCAGAAUAUUUUUGGUCCACUUGUUAAAAUAGAAGCUGACUUUGAUAAGCGCCUUAAGGAAUCUCAAAGUCAACCAGAUCUUAUCGUCCGUUGGGAUAUUGGUCUCAAUCAAAAACGUGUAGCCUGGUUUUCUAUGCCAAAGCUAGAAUCAGGUGAAGUUAAAUUAGCAGUCGGUGAUGAACUUCGUUUGAGUUACCGAGGAGAUAGAGAUUGGUCUGGUAUUGGGCAUGUUGUCAAGAUUCCAAACAACGUAUCCGACGAAAUUGCUCUUGAAUUGCGCAGGCAAGAUGGUGUUCCAAUUGAUAUGACACAUGGCUUUGAAGCUGAAUUCGUCUGGAAGAGUACAUCAUUCGAUCGUAUGCAAUUGGCAAUGAAGACUUUUGCAGUCGACGAGCAAUCCGUCAGUGGAUACAUUUAUCACAAGUUACUCGGUCAUGAUUUGGAGCCACAGGUCGUGCGCACUCAGAUGCCAAAGAAAUUUUCUGCGCCAAAUCUUCCAGAACUGAAUCAUUCACAAAUGUAUGCAGUCAAAAGUGUUUUACAAAAGCCGUUGAGCUUAAUUCAAGGUCCACCAGGUACUGGUAAAACCGUCACAUCAGCCUCCGUAGUAUACCAUCUGUCAAAGAUGAACCCUGGACAGGUGCUUGUUUGUGCUCCAUCAAACGUUGCGGUUGACCAGCUUUGUGAAAAGAUUCAUUUAACCGGACUCAAGACCGUCAGAUUAACAGCUAAAUCAAGGGAAGCAGUAGACUCACCGAUUAGUUUCCUUACCUUGCACGAGCAAGUCGCCAACUCAACUCACCAUAUCGAAUUACAAAAGCUUUUCAUGUUGAAGAACGAGCAAGGAGAGUUAUCUUCAUCAGAUGAACGUAAGUUCAAGACAUUGACACGUGUAUGUGAGAAAGAAAUUCUCAAUGCGGCUGAUGUUAUAUGCUGUACUUGUGUCGGUGCUGGUGAUCCAAGACUCAGCAAGUUGAAAUUCCGCACUGUCUUGAUUGAUGAAGCUACACAAGCAGCAGAACCGGAAUGUACAAUACCAUUAAUUAUGGGAUGCAAACAAGCUGUUUUGGUCGGUGAUCACCAACAACUGGGUCCUGUUAUAAUGAACAAGAAGGCCGCAAGGGCUGGUUUAACUCAAUCAUUAUUUGAAAGACUAGUCAUGCUCGGUAAUAGACCUAUUAGAUUACAGGUUCAAUACCGUAUGCAUCCUUGCUUGUCUGAAUUUCCAUCAAACAUGUUCUACGAAGGUACUCUUCAAAAUGGUGUCACCGCUCCUGAACGUUUGAGAAAGAACGUUGACUUUCCUUGGCCUAUUCCAGAUACACCAAUGUUCUUUUAUCAGAACCUUGGUCAAGAGGAAAUUUCUUCCUCUGGUACUUCAUUCUUGAACAGAACCGAAGCUAGUAAUUGUGAGAAGAUCGUAACCAAGUUCUUUAAGGCUGGUGUUGUCCCAGCCCAAAUUGGUAUUGUUACUCCAUAUGAGGGUCAACGCUCUUACAUUGUGAACUAUAUGCAAUUUAAUGGUGCACUCAAAAAGGAACUUUACAAUCAAGUCGAAGUCGCUUCAGUGGAUGCGUUCCAAGGACGUGAAAAGGAUUAUAUUAUAUUGUCUUGCGUUCGUUCAAAUGAACAUCAAGGUAUCGGUUUCUUGUCAGAUCCACGUCGUCUCAAUGUAGCUAUGACAAGAGCGAAAUAUGGUGCCGUCAUUCUGGGUAAUCCAAAAAUCCUUUCUAAACAUCCAUUAUGGCACCACUUGCUUACACACUUUAAAGAGAAAAAGACAUUGGUUGAAGGUCCACUUAAUAACUUACAAGAGUCAAUGAUAAGGUUUAACAAACCAAGACAACCGCUGAAUAAAGCAACGCUUGAUCCAUUUUCACGAAGAUUUGAGAUAAAUGCGAGAGAGGCACUUGGUGCAGGUAUACCAGCUGCGGCUACUUCUAAUUUCGGUGGAUUACCACCAACAUUUGGUAGAAUGAUGAAACAAAAUGGUGGAGGUUAUGCUAAUUACGCUAGUUCAGUCUUAUCACAAGAUCUCAGCAGUGAUCUUGGUAGUGUAGCACCAUCAAUCAUAUCAUCUUCAAUUGCAUACUCGCAAUCUGAUAGAUUACGUGACGCAGCAGACAAUGUAGGAGGAUAUAAGGAUGAAAUUCCUGAUGAUUUACAAUCUUCAUACUCUGGUGUAACUUCUCAAGCCUUCACUGAGUUUUAGCCUGUAGCUAGUUUAUAAUGGAGGUGUUUGAUUUAAUAAUCGGUCAACGAGGCGCAUCCUGCCAGUCAGCGACACGACUUGGAUGAAUUAUUGAUGAUGUACUGUAAUAGAUUUUUGUUGAAUUGAAUGGAUAUUG